Messenger RNA from Pyricularia pennisetigena, 2232 nucleotides. RefSeq lists its product as uncharacterized. Lineage: Eukaryota; Fungi; Ascomycota; Sordariomycetes; Magnaporthales; Pyriculariaceae. The transcript has a single exon. The record is from RefSeq and is a predicted model, not a curated record. Bases 1 to 2232 code for a protein of 743 amino acids. Gene Ontology annotation, cellular component: mitochondrion.
AUGCAGUCAAUCCGCUAUCUUAGAGCUUUCCUUCGCUCAAGUAGCAGGAAGACAACGACGCUACUGUUUGAAGCUCCACCGAUAUUUUUAUGUCCAUCAGUCCAUGGCUUCGUUUCUAGCUCGGUUCAGUUUGUACAUUCUUCACCAUGUGGUCGAAGCCCUCUCAGGCCCAGCCAGGUCUUGCGGCUUGAAGCACCGCAUACUCUCGCCCCCCAAGAAAGUGAUCAUCAAGAUUCCGCCGCGCAGGCAGAAGCCCCUUCCGACCCAGCAUCUAGAGCCGUUGAGCUUGGCCUGCCGAUACAAUGUACCGGCUGUGGCGCCUUCACUCAGUUCUUGGAUCCUGAUCGCGCCGGAUAUUUCAGUCCCGGCAGGACAGACGUCAAGAAGAGCCUAGGCUUGGUGCCACCACCAACCGAACCGCGGGAGCGGACCGAAGACGAGGUCGUUGAAGAUGUCGCCAAGAAGGUCGACAUGGAGCGCCUGCGGGCCAUGGGCAUCGACAUCGACUCACUCUUUGCCAGAUCAGAUAGGUACGAGCCGCCGCCGCCCAAGACGCCCAUGUGCGACCGUUGUCACAACCUGGUCCACCACUCAAAGGCAGAGCCCAUCGCGCACCCGAGCGUCGACGCCCUGCGCGAGACCAUUGAGGAGACUCCGUACAAGUACAACCACGUCUACCACAUCCUGGACGCCGCCGACUUCCCCAUGUCGAUGCUGCCGCGCGUGCGGGAGCUGCUCGACAUGAUGCCCUUGCGCUCGCGCAACAGGCGCGCCCGCCAUGGCCGCUUUUAUGAGGACCGCAAGAUUGAGAUGAGCUUCAUCAUCACGCGCUCCGAUCUCCUCGCGCCCAAGAAGGAGAUGGUCGACCGCAUGAUGCCCACCCUGAUCGAGACGCUAAGGGACGCCCUUGGGCGCUCCGGCAGGAGCGUCAGGCUUGGCAACGUCCGCUGCGUCAGUGCCAAGCGCAACUGGUGGACGAAGCAGCUGAAGGAGGAGAUCUGGGAGAGGGGAGGCGCCGGGUGGAUGGUGGGCAAGGUGAACGUCGGGAAGAGUCAGCUGUUCGAGGCGAUUUUCCCCAAGGGAAGGAUGGAAUCUGGCGGCGGAACCAAGGAGGCCGCCACGCCGAUCGAGGUCAAGCUUCCCGCGAAACAAGUGGCUGCCGAUGGCCACCUCAGUAUGGUCGAGCAGGCCAGGGCGGAGCUGGCUAACCGACCGCAACUAGAGGCCGACGAGCUAGAAGGGGAAGCCGAGGACACACUCGACGAGUUUUCUCUUCUGCCGCCCUUGCGCCCAGAAACUAACUACCCCGACAUGCCCGUGGUAUCGUCGCUUCCCGGAACAACGGCCUCGCCCAUCCGCGUCCCCUACGGCAAUGGACGCGGCGAGCUGAUCGACCUCCCCGGCCUGGAGCGGUCACUCCUGGACCGACACGUCCUGCCCGAGCACCGCCACCUGCUUCUCAUGAAGAGACGCAUGCGGCCCGAGCAGCAGGUUCUCAAGCCCGGCCGGUCCCUGCUGCUGGGCGGCUUCAUCCGGCUCACGCCUCGGACUCCGGACCUCGUCUUCCUCACCUACGCCUUUACGCCCAUCACGGCGCACGUCACGCAGACGACCAAGGCGAUAUCGAUCCAGGGCCAGACGGGCGAGGUCAACGUCGAGAACAUUUCUGUGCCCGGCACCAGCGAGACCAUCAAGCUGGCCGGCUCUUUCCCGCUAAAAUGGGACGUGACAAAACAACGCGCGGGACCAAUCACGCGCAGGGACGCCGUCAACAUGAAGGUCGACCGCCUUCCCUACCGCGUCCUCUCGACCGACAUCCUGAUCGAGGGCUGUGGCUGGGUCGAGAUCGUCGCGCAGGUUCGCACCAGGGAUCUGUACAACCCCCCGCCGCCCCCGCCGCCCAAGACGGUCGUGGACAGCAACGGCAUCAUCCAGAGCCUGGACCUGUCCGACGAUCCGGUCGAGGAGCAAGACAGAAGCAGCAGGGAUGCCGAAAGCAACGAGCCCAAUUGGCCCAUCAUUGAUGUCUACUCGCCCGAGGGCAAGUUUGUCGACGCCAGGAGGCCCUUUAACGCCUGGCUGAUGAACAAGGUCCCGGAGCCCAAGAAGGGCAGGCCCAAGAAGAGCAUGAUUGGUGACAAGAAGCGGAAGAAGGCUGCGGCGAGGGCGUUGAGGGAAGCGCAGAGUGGUGGUGGUGGUGGUGGUGGUGGUGGUGGCAGUGGAAGUGAUUGA